Staurois parvus is the source of this 1437-nucleotide messenger RNA. The record is from the annotation of a GenBank genome assembly. NCBI's taxonomy places the organism in Eukaryota, Metazoa, Chordata, Amphibia, Anura, Ranidae.
AUGAGCAGGGGAAAGCGGGCUGGGAGUGGUGCUCCGCUCUUGGUCACCCUGUGCGGGCUGCUCCCGCUGUGCUAUGGAGGGAGGACUCUGCCGGCCCUCAGCGAUGACAUCCCAUUCCGACUCAACUGGCCGGGACCGGACUUCUCGCUGCCAACCACAGGAAUUCCUUACAAGGAGGACAAUUACAUCAUUAUGACAACUGCUGAUAAAGAGAAAUACAAGUGUAUGCUUCCACUUACUGCCAGCGAAAGUCAGGACGAAGAACGGGAAUAUAAAGGACCAUCACCAUCUGAACUGCUAGAACCUCUCUUUAGACAGACCAGCUGUUCAUAUCGGAUCGAGUCAUACUGGACCUAUGAGGUGUGCCAUGGAAAGCACAUACGGCAAUACCAUGAGGAGAAAGAAGCAGGACAGACGAGUAUUCAAGAGUAUUACCUGGGAAACAUGGUGAAGAAGAGCUCACCUGAAGCAGGGGACCGACGGCCUGAAGGAGAGAAGGCAGAGAGCAGUAAAAUCCCCACCAAAAAUAUUGAAGGACAGAUGACUCCGUACUUUCCGGUGGACAUGGGGGACGGGACACCGUGCAGCUUAAUACAGAACUUGCCACGAAGCAGUACAGUCAUGUAUAUAUGCCACCCUGACGCCAAGCACGAGAUCUUGUCUGUGGCAGAAGUAAUCACAUGUGAAUAUGAAGUUAUAAUUCUGACACCACUACUGUGCAGUCAUCCAAAGUACAGGUUUAAAACCUCCCCUAUAAAUGAUAUUUUUUGCCAGUCAUUGCCGGGGUCACCUCUAAGGCCUCAGAGUCUGGAAAAGCUUGAACAGCAACAAGAAACACUAAAGGCACCAAUUAAACCCAACAAAGAGGAAGAGAAACCAUCUAUGAAGGACAAGUUCUCCACCAUUCACAAGCCGGUCACUGUGGGAUCUCAACAGCAUGUGACUGUGGGAACCACACACAUCUCCAAGCUGACUGAUGAGCAGCUGAUCAAAGAGUUUCUUAGCGGAUCGUACUGCUUUCAUGGGGGUGUUGGCUGGUGGAAGUACGAAUUCUGCUAUGGAAAAUAUGUUCACCAAUACCAUGAGGAUAAAGACAGUGGCAGAACUACACUUGUUGUUGGUCAAUGGAAAGAAGAGCAACAUCUAGACUGGGCAAAGAAGAAUGCUGCAAGACUGUUCCACCCUCCAGGAGACGGGGUCCAGACUGUGAGAAUGGUGUCUCAUUACUAUGGCGAAGGAGAUAUCUGUGACUUCACGAAUAAGCCAAGACACGUCAUAGUAAAACUAAAGUGUAAAGAGUCCGAGUCCCCACAUGCUGUUACUGUAUAUAUGCUCGAGCCACAAACCUGCCAGUAUGUUCUCGGGGUGGAAUCUCCGGUGAUAUGCAAGAUUCUGGAUACUGCUGAUGAAAACGGCCACCUUUCAGUUCCUAACUGA